Agrilus planipennis (emerald ash borer) is the source of this 6609-nucleotide messenger RNA. RefSeq names its product eukaryotic translation initiation factor 4E transporter-like. Gene Ontology annotation, molecular function: mRNA binding. The transcript is spliced from 15 exons. The coding region runs from base 344 to 4144 and encodes 1266 amino acids. Lineage: Eukaryota; Metazoa; Arthropoda; Insecta; Coleoptera; Buprestidae. The record is from RefSeq and is a predicted model, not a curated record. Gene Ontology annotation, cellular component: cytoplasm; nucleus. Gene Ontology annotation, biological process: negative regulation of translation.
AUGGCAGUUUCAACGUUAAAAAAGCAUAUGGCGUACGUUUUCUGUUUUUGCUAUCUAUUUCUUCAUAAUAAUUGUGUGUGUGAGAUGUGUAGUAUGAUUAAUCGCGUUAAGUAUUUAAUAAUUUAAACGAAUCGAAUGUUAUAAGCCAUUGAUAGCCGUGUACAGUUUUAUAGAAAGUCAAUUUAUAUUUUGUGUACGUAUGUUAAAGCGUUCGUUGUGAGAGAACAAAUCUGUGAUAUUAUUCUAAGUGAUUGUUGUUAAAAAUUCUUUAUUAAUUUACGAAGAAACUUAUUGUAUUAAAAACGUUUGCGGUGUAAAACUGAGGUGUUUUUAGUGGAGCACUAUGUCGAUCUCAACCGUUGUAGGUAACGGUGAAAGUGAAAAUAAAAUAGAACGAUCAGAUGACUCGACCCAAAACAGAGAUGAAGAGAUAGAAGGAAUGAGUUUGGUGUCGCUUGAAACGACUGAAUUCACUGCUGAAUUUACAGACCCUGCUAUUUUAGCUGCUAAACCAGCUGUUGUUCGUAUUAGAUACACUAAAGAAGAAUUAGUGAAACUGAGACAGGCCCCUCAAUCUUUGAAACGACCUGAAUGCUUUGAUCCUGCUUAUGAUAUCUGGCAAUUUGAUCGAAAAAGUUCAGAUACUCCUAGUGAUAAUAGUGGAAGAUUUGAACCAGAAUAUAAGCGUCGUUCCAACGACCCGAGGGAGCGGGUGCGCAAAGAGCAAGAUGGCAUCGUGCUCAGCCCACAGCGACGCAGUUUCAACUCGGGCUGUUUCGUGCCCGUCAAGGUCGAACUGCAAAAACGACACCGUUCGGACAGUCCAUUGGGUAAUAAAUCGGAGGGUACGGGCGGAGGAUCGGGCGGUGGUUCCCAUCAUAUGCAGUCUCAUCGUGAAAUUCCGGCUGGCGCUAGGAGGAUCGGGAGCGGACGUAUACUGACGCGAGAGGUGCCGUGGGAUUAUCAGGACAAGGGUGACGCGGACGCUGAAUACGGGUACCGGAGAGAGAGACGGGAUACUGACAGGGACGACAGAUUCGAAAGACGCUCAUACGGUCGUGAUAACAUAGAUAAAGACAAAGAGAAGCAGCACGGCCGAAGCCGUUAUGGUGGUGAUAGACGAAGAAUUUCGAACGAGCAUAGAGAAGAAGAACCCGAAUGGUUCUCUGGCGGUCCCUCCUCCCAAAAUGACACUAUCGAACUGCGCGGAUUCGACGACGAUACCAAAAAGCUACGUAAUAAAAAACAGUCCCCUAGUACCAUGAAAAGAUCAAAAGAGCGCGCCCUCAAAAACAAAGAGAGGCAGCAACAGGACCAGCCAUCGGACAUGAAAGAGAAACGCGGAGGAGGACGUGGCGACGAUAGUGGCGAGAGCGAUGGGAACAGUGGUGCGAAAAGUGGAGCUCCGAAUGCCAGCUCCACUCCGAAUGCUGAACAGACAAACGGGAGCGGCGAAACUGACUCGUCGACCGUAGCAAAUCAUUUACCCACAUCGUCGUCUCCGAUCACGACCAAAGCUGACGAUGCCACGAAAAAGUACGAGUCGAAGAACGUGGGCAACGUCAAUGGUCCGGCCCUGGAUGCCCUUGAGGCUAUUCUCGAAUCGAAAAGCAUACCCAGUAUUUUAACUAAUGGCAUAGGUGGCGAUGGCGACGGUCCUUCCUCAGGCUCGCGUUUCAGUCGUUUCUUCAAGACGUCUAGCCCUCCGAAGACACCCUUCGACGACGAAGACGAUAUUGGCGGCUCGCACUCUUCAGCAUCCAUGCACGACAAUUACCUGUUAAAAACCAUCCUGCGGGAUAUUUCAGAAACGAAAGUGACGAUACCAGGAGAGACAGAGUCGUCAUUCGCUCCCAUCUCACCUGCCGCCUAUACGGGAGGGUGUGGUUCGCGUUCGAGUGCAGCAGCAACCGCAGCUGCUCAACAUGGGGGCGCCGGAACAACCGCUUCCGCCACGACAACCGUUAACAAUCAGAAACCGCUGAACUUGAUCGAUAUAUUGCAGAGGAACAGGCAGAGUGUCCAACAGGAGGAGGCGGUGGUAGGGGGAGGAGUAAAAAAUCUAGGCGUUCCCGGUGGUAAAGUUCUUAGUUUGGAAGAGUUGGAAGCGAAAAUGUUGCAGCAGGGCGGGGGAGAUCCAGGUGCAGCCCGAAUUGCCAGUGCCGCCCAUAAACAACAACAGCAGCAACAGCAACAGAAAUUGCACAACCAACAGCAACAGGCCCAACAGCAACCUCCUCUUAACAAAGUCGAAGAAGACAUGACAGCUUUUAAACGACUACUUGCCCAAGUAUCUGGAGGACAUGCUGUUCCUGCAACGAAUGGUCCCAUUCCCAAUAAACCACCUAUGAGUAUAUUAGAGAUGCUAUCACAUUCCCAGCAGCAGGAAGAGCUGAGUCGCAUACCUCCCCAGAUGGGUCCUCUCAGUCCUAACCCCUUACAAGCUCCCCAUAUUCCCAACGAUCUCAUCCUCAAGCUGCAACAGGUGCAAAAUCAUGUUCAACAGCAACAACAACGUUUCGAUAUGCUCAAUAAAUUAAUGAACGCUGGCAUGCACCACGGACAGCAGUUGCGCACAAAUCACAUGCAGGAGAUGAGCUUGAACCAGAGCCGAGAGCUCCUGGGACGUCCAGAGGCACAGGCUAUACUACAAGGUCUAAAACGAGGUGAUAUAACGCCGCAACAUUUAUACCAGCAACUGGCCAAUCCGGCAAUGCAACCGCGUCAUCGUGAGCUCUUGCUGACGAUAAUAAAGUUGCACGGUGGCGCUGGUGGAGCUGCGACCGCGGCGGCCGGCACGGUGGUGGGCGGGGCGACGCCCGGAUCCGGUAUCGGACCUAGUCCUCGCGUGCUCAGUCCCGUGCCUCCACCGCACGCCCUCUUUGCCGCCCAGCAGCAACAACAGCAAGCUCAACAGUCGCAACAGUUGAGAGUGUCGCCGUUGCCACCCAACGCAAUGCAUCAGCGCAUUCCCUCCCCUCGUGAGUUGCAAGUACACACCCAGAACAUAAUGCAACGAGCCCUAAUUAAGAAGAAGCUUGAAGAGCAGCAGGAAAAUUUCAAGAAGCGUCAAGAAAUGCAACAAAGGGGUCAAAGUCCAGCAGGAGGCGUGUCUCCAGCUAAGCAGACAGCCUCUCCCACCCCUCUCGCAUUCACACCUACAUCUGUUCUUAGGAAAAUGACCGCAGAAAGAGAUGAAGGUGGCAACAAAGAUGGAGGCAAUAAGAAUGCAGACUCUCAGAAUAAAACUCAACAAGGAAGGCCUGUCGUUGGCAUGAAGAAUUCUUUGUCGCAGAUGACUCAGCAACAACAGCCGCAACAACAAAACCAGUCUCAGUGGAACGUUCAACAACAGCAGCAGCAAUCUCUUAAACAGCCAGUAGGACGAGCAAUCGUUAAGGCAAACUCGAAUUUCCCAACAUCUUCCCAACAGCAGCAGUCUAGCCAGGACGUGCAGCAGUUUUUCCAGCAGCAACGCAUUUUAAACCAGCAGCAACGACACAAAAUGAGCGCCGCUUCCGGUCCCCAAAGCCAGCAGGCAACAGGUGGUGUACCUCCUUCGAUCGUCUCCUCCCAUCACCAUUCACAACAACAACAACAACAACAGCCCCUACCACCACAACAACAGCAGCAGCACAAUUACAACCACAACCCCCAUCACUACCAUCAAAUGAACACGUCCCACCAUCACCACGGCGCCAACAAUUCGUCUAUUUAUAUGUCUAAUCCACAAUCGGCCGGUCAGUUUCAGACGUCUCAGAACAAUCACCUGACGCAUCAACAGCUGAGGGCCCAGCAUCAGCAACAACAGCAGCCGAGCAAUCAGCAACAAACCCAGCAGCAUCACUACAACAACAAUCGGGCCCCCCAACAGCCGACGUGGGGGUCGCAACAACAGCAAGGGAUGUUUGGGCAGUUUCAGAAUUAUGAUAGUCGCAGCGCACAGAUGGGAAGGGGCGGCGUGAACGGUGGAGGCGGUGACCUAUCACCCACCAGCAAUCAGUUGGCGCGUUGGUUUUCCCCUGACCUUUUGGAACGAGCACGUGCCGGCAAAUUGCCCAACAUGCCCAACGCCUCACAUUCGCAGCACGCUAUCAAUCUUGAGGAGCUUGAACGACAGACUGCCCCUCCCGUUCACAAUUAAAAAACAAUUGACCAUUCAAAACACGAACAAACAAUCAUUUAUUUAAACAAUAAUUAUUAUUGGUCAUCUUCGAAUUGAUCUGAAUGGAAUUAUUGCGAGUUGCUAGGCAUAAAGACUUUGGGGUCAUACUUUUGUCAACUUGUUUCAACAAUUUCAAAACAAACAAGGAAACAUGAAGGAAAAAAGUUAGGAGCGGGGUAGCGUGACCGGUCUCGCCCGUUUCUCUGUUGCCCUUUUGCUCUCCCCCUACCCUCUCUCUCUCUGUGGUCGUGUCCGCCGCCUAAUCAUGUACAUGCUCUUAAUCUUAGCUAUUAUUAUUAUUAUUUUUUUUUUUGAACGAAAGACUGGAAAACUUUUUUAUUUUUUUCUUUGUCUUGUUUUUUCAAAGAGGUUGCAAACAAAUAGCUACAUGCGAUACUAUUGGACAUUAUUGUUUCAUGUUUUGUUUUUUAAUCGAUAAAUAAUAAGGAACGAUCUUGAAACGUCAAUAAUAAUAAUAAUAAAAUAAUGUCGAAAUCUUCACCACCAUCUUUGAAUGUAAAACAAAAAAAACAAGAUAAAAUAUGUUGUAUGUAGUAGUGAAGAUUGAAAAAGGAAAUGAGAAAUUACAGAUUUAGCGUCAGAGUGAAAUUAUUAUAGUCAAAGAAAUAAAAAAAAAACAAAUACCAUGUAGACGUUAGAAAUCGUAUUCGGUUACUUUCAGAUAUUUUUUCUCUCUUUUUUUUUUGUUGUGCUGGUUUCCAAACAACAUGGAGAUUUGAAACAAUUUUUUAAAUGUUGUAUUAGUGUGUGCUCGCGCCUAUUUGUGAGCGUAAAUGUGUGAAUGUGCGUACGUAUUUGAAAUUUGAUGCAAAAACAGCUUCAACGAAAACAAGAAAGAUUUUUAAGUGUUUUUUCGUAGACAUUUUGUAACGUAUCAUGCAACAGCAAGUUUCGAAAAAGCCUAAAGUAUUUUUAUUUCAAUUUUAGAUCUUUGAUCAUUAAAAAAAAAGUUUGAAACAUACAUUUACUUUCGGUUUCUGUUUCAACCCAGAGUAAAACAAAUUGUGUACUAAAACUUCUGAAUCUCUUUCUUAAAGUUUGUUUAUUGUUAACCAAAAUUUGUGAAAUUUUAUCACCCAUACAAAUUACUUUUUCUUUCUGUUUUCAAUGGGUCAAUGGGAAACCUUUUGAGCACCUUUUGGUUCGUUUAUCGUAGUGCAACAGUAACAGUAUUGUGACAUAAAAAAUAUCGUAACGACUGAACUGAUGUUUUAAUUAAAUGUUGCAUAAAGUGUCUGCUUUUGAGGCUGGCAAACAGUACGUCUUGCUGUAUGUUACUAUUUUUUUCGUCUCUUUCAAAAUGAAUAUGUAAUAUAAACAAACUUACCAAUAGAAAUGAACAAUAUAAUUAUUGGACGACUGAUUUUAAAGUAAACAGUUAGUCAGCACGUAAUGGUGAAUAUAAUAAUCAGAAAUUGAAAAUUGAUUAUUGAAUAAAAAAAAUGAUUGGUAAACAGUACUAAAGAGGGUAAGGUAAAAAAGAAAUAGUUUUAUUUUAUUCAAAAGUUCUGCCAAAAAUAAAACACAAAUUGUUUGUUUGUUGAGGGGUUUUUCAUCUUUUAUAGAUGCCCCAAUGAUGUAAAACUUCCAUCGAUUAAAGGCUAUCAAAAGAAUUACCAAAAAUAUUAAAUUUGCUCGAUAUUUAGGCUCAAUAGAUUACCAGACUGAUUUAAUGUUUACUUUCCAGAUUCAGUAUUUAGUUGGUCUUAAAAAACAAAUAAUUGACUUCGAUUAUUUCUUAAAUUGUAGUUUUUUUUAUUGAUCGAAAUCAUUACUAAAGACGUUUUCAGUAGGAACAGUAUUUAGGUUUAAAAAGUAUUAAACUAAAUGUUUGUUUCUUAGUUAAUAUUAAUAAAUUAUCACAGGAACAAGGUAAAAAUUCAGAAUAACAUGUCAAACGAUAUUGUAAAGCAGUUUCUUAUUCACGUUAUCUUUCAAAUCAAAGUCAUAAAAAUCUUGGGUGAUAAACAUUAGUAUUUUUAAUCGACAUUUUAAUUUGAUUUUUUUUGUUAUUAUUAUUUAUUUAAAGUAAAUAUUAAAACAAAUGACUGUUUUUAAUGGUAAGAAAAUGAUAAAUUUCUCAUCUACUGUCAUUUUAGCAGUUAUAUUAAUUUGGAAAGAAUUUUGAAAGAACUUCGGUUAUAUUAACCAUUAAACCUUAAAACUAUUUCUCGUACUUCUAAUGAAUUAUAAUUGUAAAAUUUUAAAAUAAUUUUUGUAUUUGUAACGAACGAAAUCGCUGGCUUAUAAAUGAAUGUGACAUAAGACUAUAUCACUAAUUCCUAAUGAUUUAUUCACCAUUACUGUAAUAAUUGUUUAGGUGUACAGAGUGUGCAAGUAUCGACUUGUAUCGAUCGUGUGCAUGUGAGCGGAUGUUUGCGCAUCAGUCCAGUAAAAUGGUGAGCCUGACUUUAGUCCUACAA